Molecule: messenger RNA, 8464 nt
Organism: Gasterosteus aculeatus aculeatus (three-spined stickleback)
Lineage: Eukaryota; Metazoa; Chordata; Actinopteri; Perciformes; Gasterosteidae
Source: RefSeq, a predicted model, not a curated record
GGGGAGGAGGGAGGACGAGUGGAGGAGUUGCGAUGUCUGAGAGCUGAUCGAAGCGACGAGGUCCUGCUAGUCCACUUCAUAGCAUCUCCUCUGAACCAGAACCGUCCAGCUCCUCUUCUUCAUCCCCUUCGACACUUCACGCGCACGCGCACCCGCCACACGCACACGCGCGCGCGGACGCGCUUUCGGAUGUGGAGGAAGCGGCGGGUAAAUGUGGACCGCAGUGUCUCCUUUGCAGCAUCUCCUCGUCUCCGGGAGACGGAGGCUGCUGCCACUGCAGAGAUAACAUCACGUUACCUGGUAUGAAGAAUAGGGAGCUGCUGCAGGUGUCCCUCGGGCAUGUUUGUCCUCUGGCCGCUCAGCCUGUGUGUCUCUGUUCCGCACACAGACAUUCUGGGAGGGAGGAGAAAGACCGCCUAAAAAUAAACUGACACGCACCACCAGCAGAAAAAAACUACCAAACAAAAAGAGCUCUUGUUUUUGUUUCUCCCGUCUCUCGUUGGGACCAGGGAGGAGGUGACAUGUCCCAGUCUGGGAAACUCCUUCAUUUGUAUGUGGAAGUGAGGUCUGCCACGGAUCAAAGUGGCGGGAAGGAGGGGAUCGCUCAGGGGCGUUCGGUCCAGGGCGGCCCGGCGGAGCUCCUGUCUCAGCUUGCAAGCCACACCGCCGUUGCCAAGUCAUCCGCGGCUCACCGACUGGCUCAGGAACGCAAACGGUCUCCUUCUAGAGGCGGCGUCCAGCUGCAGCCGGCCGGCGGCGGCGGCCCCUCCUCGUCCCCCAAGCACGGCAGCGACUGGCCAUCCGUUGUCCAAUCCCCACCGAUGAUGUCCUCGUCCGGGAAAGUCAGUGCCCCUCACACGCCGCUGAACUGCCGUGGGUUCAGCGGGGGCAAAGUCGGCGACGGCACGCGGUCCGUUGUCACCUUCGGUUACAUUGAGAAGUCCAACGUGAGAACGAUGGACAGUCCGCGCAGCUCUCUGUGCGAGCGGGGGACCCGAGAGGAAAGAUCCACGCCAUCCCACUACCGUAAAAGGUUCAGCGACCCGGUUUGGUGUGGGAGCCCCGACUCAUCGUGCAGCUCCAGUCCCAAGCUGACCUUCAGACCUCCUGGCGUUCGCCAACCAGCCUUGGACCCCAUUGGCAGAGCAGCUACCCAGAGGGCCGUUGAGGAGUUUGGCUCCCCUCUGCUGCGGAUCAAACUAGCGCACGCCCUCGAGCAAUCGGCGUCCUCACGCUACAACCAGCAGCCCUGGUCCGGGUCGCCCGUUCAGCGCCAGAGCAUCAGCGCUAACCUCAUAGACCACCUCCCGGACCGGAGCCAGGCCACUUGCGGACUUCCCCGGAGCCCGGCGUCAGACCAGCUGUCCUCCCAGUCCGUCGACUCCAAUAGCCCCCUGGCAGGAAGUCCAGCUGUCAAACGACACGUCCACAGGUCCAGCACUUCACCACAAGCAGCACUCCCCCAACUUGGCAAUAAUGUAGUGGAGGGCUUGAACCAGUUAAGUGACAGUAAAUCCUCCUCUCCUGCUCACAGCCCCGAUGUCGCCGGCAGGCAAGCGGAGGAGGCCACCAAAGUAUCCUCCAUUCUUACAGGGGAAAGAGGGUCCUUGUUGCACAACGCUUUAGGGGAUCCCACCGGAGAAUUUCAUAACUCAGCUCCCAACGCACAACAGUCCAAGCCGACACUUAAGAUGAACAUCCCUUUAAACGACCUACACACGGCAGCAACGGACAACGCCACUACAACGACCAACUCGCACCAGCCUGAAAACUCCACAUUGACGUUGCACAAAACAAACUCCCGCGCCAACUAUGAAAUGCGGCGGGAGGACUGUGUUUGGAGGUCCCAGCGCCCGAGCCCGACGGGUUCCCCCGCCAUUCCUUCACGCGUUUUCCGGGCCUCCCAUCCUCCCACCGAGCUCAGCUCUCCCAUGAGGGACCCCAGGCUACUCCAGGCCGAGCUCCGGGCACCGGACACCCCAACACUGCACCGCCGGCGGCUCCCGUGGUGCGCCAGGGACUCCUGGUCCCUAGGCCUGGACAAGAGAGAGCACCUGAGCGGCUUCGAACGCGGGGACUGCACUGAGCUUGCUCGCAGACUCUUCAUCAACCAGGGAGUUGAGGUGGCGCCGGUCAGCUGGACUUCCAGGCAGCAGUGGGGGAGCCAGCUGGAGAGCAGCCCGAGGCCGAGUCACGAGGCCGGGUUUGUGUCCGGCGGUGACCAAACUCCCGACCGCCAACCCGAGGCCUACCGCAGGCCGCUCAGUCCCACCGCCCAGCAGAAACGGGCGGAGCAGAGGAGGAGGGAGAUCCUGCUCCUGGGGCCGGUGGCACUGGACUCUCCGGAGGAAGACGAGGGCUGCGAGGAGGAAGGCCAGGGGGACGAGACUGAGGGAUACGAAGGGGAACGACAAAGGGUGGAGGAGCCGGCAGAGGCGGAGCAGAAUGUAGCAAUGGGAGGGUCGUCCUCGCGGAGCUCCAGCGGGGUGACGGGCAGCUUGGGGGACAGGGAAUGUGGUUCGCCCGGGUCCAGUCAGUCCAGUCACCAGAGCAACGAGACCGGCGCCGCCACCUCAGGAAUACAGACGGACAGUGGCUGUGCAGGGCCGGUUCCCUCGCUCCAUUGUCAGAGGAUCGCUCGUGCCAAGUGGGAGUUUUUGUUCGGGACCCAAGCGGAGGAGGCCACUACCAGGGGGGAGAAAAAUGCCCUGGAGACCUCCACCGCGCCCCCCAGCGGUAACUCCAGCGAGUCUCCCACCCCGACUCCCCCAUCCUCCCUACCCCUGCUCUCCGGCAACCACGAGGUGCAGGACGUGGAGGUCGAGCUGGUGACCCCUCCUCCCGCCUUUGUUGGCGCUUCGCCCAAAACCGGCAUCAUCCGGCGCACGCUGAAGUACUCGGAGACCGACCUGGACGCCGUCCCGCUGCGCUGCUACCGGGAGACGGACAUCGACGAGGUGCUGCUGGCCGAGCUGGACGACGGAGACUCGGCCUUCGGGAGCAACCGCAGCGUUCAGGGGACCUCGGGGACGGGCAGCAGCCCGCUGGGGGGUCCGGCCUACGGGAGGGAGGACGGGGCGCAUCAGGAGGAGAGAAGACUGUGUGGAGGGGUGGGGGGCGAGGAGGAUGAGGAGGAGGAAGAGGAGGAGGAAGAGGAAGAAAUGGUGAGCUGGGCCAGUGUGAGGAUGCAAGGAGACAAUAGGAAGCAGCAGUUUGCAGCUCAGGAGGAGCCAGAGGUGUUUGGACACAUGCUGAAGAGAACAAUGGAAACGUUUUUCGACAACCACCACCCGGCCCUGAAAUCCCCGCUGCUGGUCUCCGGGCCCCGCUGCGCUGCUGAGGACACCUUCAGCCGCCACUUCGAGAGCAUCAUGGAGUCUCACCGCGCCAAAGGCACGUCCUACAACAGCCUGGACAGCGAGGAGCUGCUGACCUCCAGCGCCCAAACCGUCCUGACCUUUGACCUGCCCACGCUAACCCCGGCCAUCCACGGGCCGGUCUGCCACAGCGCCAGGCAGAUCGUGCAGCUCAGCUUCGCCCCGCUUGCCCACGACGAGAGGCCCAGCAUCUCAGACUCUAUCUUUACCGUGACGGGGGACUCGGACGCCACCCGGGCGCCGUCCAGCGAGAGGCUGAGCAGCGGCUCGGAGGACACGCCGCCCAGAGGGCGAGGGUGCUCGCAGCUGGGGAGCAGCUGGUACAGCAACCCGUCCUUCUCAUUACUGAGGUAGGUGAGCAGCACGUCGAGAAGCCCGUCUGCGACGGACUCGGAGCCGGACCAGAACCUCAGCGACCGGCUGGUUCUGGAGAGCAGCGACAUCACCAACGGCAGCCGGCGGGCCGACGUAGCGGCCGCCCGGCGGCUGACCAAGCGGCUCUUCACCCUGGACGGCUUCCGGAAGUCCGACGUGGCGCGACACCUCAGCAAGAACAAUGACUUCAGCCGUAUGGUAGCAGAAGAGUAUCUGAGUUUCUUCAACUUCACGAGCCUCUCUAUUGACCAGGCUUUGAGGACUUUCCUCCGGCAGUUCGCCCUGAUGGGGGAGAGUCAGGAGAGGGAGAGGGUGCUGUCACACUUCUCUAAGCGCUACUUGGACUGCAACCCAAAAGCCAUGCCGUCAGAGGAUGCAGUUCACACUCUCACCUGCGCUCUGAUGCUGCUCAACACCGAUCUUCACGGCCAGAACAUUGGAAAGAGGAUGUCGUGCUCGCAGUUCAUUGGCAACCUGGAAGGACUGAACGACGGCCAAGACUUUCACAAGGAUCUGCUUAAAGCGCUCUACAACUCAAUCAAGAACCAGAAGCUGCAGUGGACUCUCGACGAGGAAGAGCUGCGAAAGUCGUUUUCAGAGCUGGGGGACAGUCUGUGUGAGACCAGCGCGUCCCGCCCGGGGAAGGGGGAGGGCGGCGGCGGCGGCGGCGGUGGCGGCGGCGGUGGCAGCGGCAGUGGCAGCGGCGGUGGCGGGAAGCCGCUGACGGACGAGACGCAGCAUCCGUCUGGAUCGCUGCUUUACAAGAACGGCUUCCUCGUACGCAAAGUCCACGCCGACCCGGACGGCAAGAGAACUCCGAGAGGGAAAAGAGGCUGGAAGACGUUCUACGUCAUCCUCAAAGGGCUCAUUCUCUAUCUGCAGAAAGGGGAGUACAGGCCGGACAAACACCUCUCCGAGGAGGACCUGAAGAACGCUGUGUCCAUCCACCACUCUCUGGCCAUGAAGGCCUCCGACUACAGCAAGAGGCCCAACGUCUUCUACCUGCGCACCGCCGACUGGAGGGUUUACCUCUUCCAGGCGCCGAACGCGGAGCAGAUGCAGUCUUGGAUCACGCGGAUCAACGCGGUUGCCGCCAUGUUCUCAGCUGCUCCUUUCCCAGCAGCCGUCGGCUCACAGAAGAAGUUCAGCCGGCCGUUGCUGCCGGGCACAGUGUCGAAGCUGUCAGAGGAGGAGCAGAUCAGAUCCCACGAGGCUCGAUUCAGAGCCCUGUCCACUGAGCUGGCUGAGCUGCACUCCUAUCCCCCCGACCGAAAGGUCAAAGGCCGCGAUCUUGAUGAGUACCGCCAGCGGGAAGAGUAUCUAGAGUUUGAGAAGACGCGGUACGGGACGUACGUGAUGCUGCUGCGGGCUAAGAUCCGGAGCGGCGAGGAGGACCUGUCCGUGUUCGAGUCCCAGCUGCUGGAGGACAACGGGCUGCAGAGGGCCCAGUCCAGCCCCACGCUGCAGGACAGCAGCCAGGCCAGCCAGGCCAGCAGGGACGGGGGCACCAGCAGCAAGGCCAGCGGCUGCAGCAGCAGCGGCGGCGGGGGCGGCGGCGGGGGCGGCCGGCACCGACCGGACGGCCAGAGACACAGCUACCGGCAGGCCGUCAAGAAGUGAGCCAGGGCGGGGGGGCGCCGGGAGCGGCACGGCGUUGCACUGCCAGCGGCAGGCUGACUCCCUACAUGAGGUUUUUAUUUGAGAUCCAGGAGGGUUUGGAGCUCUGCUUGGAGGGGGAGCAGGAGUCAGGGGGGCGGGGGGGGUCUACCCACCCUCCCCCACCGUCACCACGACCCACGACGCCCUCCCCUCCUCACGGACCGGAGGAGAGGCGGACCUGUGUGCCUGGUGCAGGAGGUCACAGAUCUGCCCGGGCCGAGGCGCCUUUGAGGAACGCGCGCCAGGCCGAGCGGCGAGAGGGCGGGAGGCGAAGGUGCGGCGACGAAAACCUUCCGGCUUGCUUUUUUCUCGCCUCCUUCUCCCGCCUUUGUUCUUCUGACCUUUUCGGGGACCAAAAACGUAGUUGAGCAUCUCUUCCCCGGACGACUCAACGUGGGUCUGAAUCCCUCAGAGCGUUGAAGCGCUGUAAUCGUCACCACCACCGUUCCUUUUCUCUCACCGCGUUCACAUUCCUGUUUUACCGAAAGUGGCAAUGGGGUUGAUUCCGUGAAGCGUACGCUGCACUCUGGGAUGAAGGCGUGGCCGCGGUGCUCGGUGACGGGCCAACCAGAGGGUGUCAGCAGAACUUCCCAACACCUCAUCCAGAGACGUCUUCUUCUUCUUCUUCUUCUUUUUGCUGUACUGUAACAGGAGACCCGUUUCCAAGUUGCUUCGGCUUCUGUCCCCGUGAUGUGCUUCUGUUUCUAGUUCUUGGCUGUGUGUUGUUUUCUUCCCGUGAUCUGCAUGCCUGCAUCCUGCUCUGCUUCUUUUAGGCCUUUUACUACUUUUAAGGGCAAAACUGAGAGCUGCAACACUUAUCUGGGGUCACUUAGGUCCUUUUUGUUAUGUCUCUCCCCAAAAUGUGUAUUCUCCGUCUGUACGUAUAGCCUUUAAUUUAUACUUACCUAUUUUAACACUCACCAGGCAGACCCUGAAUGUUCUUUUCAAUAUUUUUAUGGUAUUUUACAGUCGUUCGUUGGUGUUGAACCUUUUCCUCCUGUGUAUGUCAAGUGUGUAUUGAAAAUGUAAAAGGAAAAUAUGCUACCCAUACUCUUUGUAAACAUCCAGGAUGUGUUGUGUACAUACAUAUAUAUACAUACAUAUAUAUAAAUAUAUAUGUGUAUAUAUAGAAAUAUAUAGUGCACCACUAGCUUGUAUUGUAGGAUAUAUGAAGGUAAUAUAUUGACAAUAUAUUCAAAGACGCGAUUGUGAAGCACUCAAAGUCCCACAAGCCCGCCGCGAUAAUCACGUGUUGCUGUUGCUGUUGUUGUUAUCUUGUCUUUUUUUUCCUCUGACAUGGGGAUAAUUAUUCAGCACAAUAUGAGUAUUAUAGUUAUUAUACAUGCGUAUGUACCUAUCAGAGAUUAGCGAGCGUUUAGAGGGUGUUUGUGACGGGACUACAAGUUGAAAAGAGUGAUCCAUUGGCGGCGCAUGGUUGGCUAACGACCCACAGCAUGAGUUGUUUCUUUUUUAAAGGGAUCGGGGUUGUUGUAGGUGAUGCAUGACGAAACGUUGGAGAAUGUAUACAAAUUAAAAGGGAAGAAACUGGGCUGCCUGUUUUUGUAGUUUUUUGUUUUGGUGGCUGUAAAACGCCUCACAGAUUUAAAGAGGUCUUUCUUCUCAGGCUUUUAAGACGCUACAAGGGCGUCGUGACCAGCAGGGAGAGCCAUAACACACCUGCUGCACCUGCAGUGGAUAUGCAUGACAUCACACUCUCACCCGAUAAGAAGGAGGGGGGGCAGGAUUCUAGAGGUCCGUGUUGUUCUUUUUUGUGAGACAGGAUUUAAUAUUUAGGCAUAGCUUUGUGUUCAUAUAUUUCCUGUGUGUCUUUGCGUUUUGUGCAAAAGCAAGAGAUUUCCGGUCGCAUUUAAAAAAAGAUAAUGAUUUUUUUUUUUCUUUCUCUAUGUCCUCCCAUCGUCUUUGUUAUCUCAGAGGUAUUGCUUUUAAAGGUUUGUGUGGAUAUUGUUUAUAAAACUUUAACAUCACAUCGCUGUAUUUGUUCAUAGUGUUUAGUUCAUUCAGUUACGACAGAUAAAAAAAACUAUAGUUCAUCAGCUGCUCAGAUUGUUUUCUGACAAUAUGACUUUUAGGUUUUACGCAAACCUCUACCGUUGCUUUUGUUAUUCUUUGACCGGAAACUACCUUUUUGUGCAGAUUUGAAUGAUUUGAUUUCAUACGUGGAGCCUUUCUACGUGUAAAAUCAAAUCAUUCAGUCCAGUCGACCGCAGCACACAAUCUUGAUCACUACUAAGAGUUUACCCACUUCAAUCUGAAAUCAUUUAAUAAUUUAAUAAAAACGCCACAUGCUGUCUACUCUCCACUUUGAGACGGAUGGAUGUAGCAUGAAAGGAAAGCCUCCACCUUGACAAACUCCCGAUGCCCCCCCUCCCUCUCUCCUCCGCCUGUUGCCCCCGCUCACCCGCAUCAGGGAGCAGCUGCAGCAUCUCCAUGGCACUGGUUAGCGUGGAAAUAGCUGGUUCCCCUGGUGACGGCUCCUGUGAUGCUCCAGUGAAAGUCACCCUGUUGUCUUCGGCGGUAAAGCAACUCCGUUAAAGCAGCAGCUCAUUGAAAACACUGAAGAGACAUGUCUUUUUUUCCAUGAACGCCUUGAUUCUGAAUGUGACGUGUAUUAAGCAUGAGAUUUUAUGGCCUGUUUUUCCUUUAGCUUACCGUCAGAGUAUUAAAUGAAGGGUUGAUAUUUAAUGUGUGUCAACGUGUUUUUUUCUUUUCUUUUUCUUGUCCUUGAGCUCAUUGGUCUUUUUUUUUUUUGUUGUUGUUUUUUUCUCAGUGUCAAUGAAGGAAAUGGCUAUUUAACGCUAUCGUCUGCUGUUGUUUUAGAGACAUGAGCGAGCUCAUCACAAACCUUUUUACGAGUGGAGGUGCGAUCUGAUCCGUCUCAGUGUUUUGUAGACCGGUCAUUUAAAUGCUGCACACACACGCUGAGCUACGUGUGUCACUGCCUUGUUAAAAACUCACCAAGGGAAAUGUUGUCUGUGAGCUUCUCGUUUUGGGAGGCAUAGAAUGUGAAAAUAAAACGUGUUUUGAAAGGUUAA